AUGAUGACAAGCCAUGAAGAAGAAAAAGAUGACACAGAAGCAGCAACAGCUGGUGAAGUCUCCUUCAAGAAGACAUACCCGAAGGUUUAUGGUGAUGAAGAAUUAAACCCAGCACAAGUCAAUAGUACAGAUUUUCAUGUUGAUCAUUCAGCUUUUACUUCCCCCAAAGAACUCAAG
Ilex paraguariensis (yerba mate) is the source of this 177-nucleotide messenger RNA. The record is from the annotation of a GenBank genome assembly. Lineage: Eukaryota; Viridiplantae; Streptophyta; Magnoliopsida; Aquifoliales; Aquifoliaceae.